AUGGGCGACGCUAACUUCGACUGUGUACCUGACCGCCUCCUGGCCUACUUCGCUGAUUACAGGCCCUGCGCCUACGCUGACCCGGACUCCCCACCCUCACGCCCGUCUAGUGCUCUCAGUGGUGGCAGUGGCUCAUCCUUCAUCAAUUACACCGACUCCGAAGGGGAGACAAGUUCCUCGAGCGCCCCAGACACUUACGUGCACCCCAGACUCGUCGCCAGUACCAUGCUGAGAGACAAGAAGCGGUGCAUAUUGUGCGGAUCGAAGAAAGAACUGACCGUGAUACGCGUCACUGGUUCAGACGACGAGAAGCAAAGAGUGCGUGCUGUCUACACACUUAGCAUGCAACCACUCACCUCGCUGUGCGAUAAGAUCUCAUGGCUAUUUUGUCUUGGACUCAUCCCCGAGCACUUCCAUCGUGACCACACUUCGAAUCUCAUGACCUUAUGCCGCCGACAUGGUGUUGCUUAUCGGUCACACGUAUGGCGAUUCGUGCCAUGUAAGGAAGACAGGAGGGCUAUGCUUGCGUAUGAAAAACAGGAUCGGAUGGCGCGGCGGCAGAAUUCCAGUCGAAAAUCGCACAUUGUAACGCGACAAGUGCCCAAGCUCUCCCAUCGGUUUGACUUGGCUAUCUUCCAAGUAGCUCAAAUGCCGGCAUACGAAUUCGCAUCGGGACUUCCGGUUUCGACCAGUGUUGACCGAGGAAAGCGAUCGUACGCAACAUUACCAAUUGAGCCGUACGCCGCCUUCAGUGCCACACUUGGCGUGGCCGGGUCCUGCUAUUGGCCACCUCCGGACGCGUUCCUGGAGGACAUCGAGAAAGACCUCCGUGAUCUCAGAAAUGCCUAUAACGACUCGAUAUGA
Molecule: messenger RNA, 864 nt
Organism: Gloeophyllum trabeum ATCC 11539
Lineage: Eukaryota; Fungi; Basidiomycota; Agaricomycetes; Gloeophyllales; Gloeophyllaceae
Exons: 3
Coding region: 1-864 (287 amino acids)
Source: RefSeq, a predicted model, not a curated record